AUAUCUCCGUAAAAGUAAUAUUUUGACUGUUAUCACUAGUGAUCAAAAUAUAUUAUUCUAUCAAAUUAAUUCUGGUCUUAAGCGUGUGAAACAAAUUGUCGGAUAUAACGAUGAGAUUAUUGACCUUUCAUAUGUUGGAAAAGACGAAACCCAUCUUGCUAUUGCUACCAAUACGGAACAAAUAAAUUUGUACAAUAUUAAAUCUUUUGACUUUAAUAUUAUAUAUGGACAUACGGAUAUUGCUAUUUGCCUGGAUAAAUCAUAUGAUGGAACUGUAUUAAUAUCUGGUUCUAAGGAUCAUACAGCAAGAAUAUGGAAUAUCGAUGUGGAUAAUGAGAAUUUUGACAAUCGAGUUAAUUGUUUAGGUAUAUGUAUAGGUCAUACUGCGGCAAUUGGAACUGUAGCUCUUUCAAAGAAAUCUUUAAAGUUUUGCCUCACUGGUAGCCAGGAUCGUACCAUAAAAUAUUGGGACUUAUCACAUUUAGACCGAUCUAAAUCUGAUGAGAAUUUUAGACCGAAAGCCUCAUAUACUAACAAAGCACAUGAUAAAGACAUCAACUCAAUAGCAGUUGCACCAAAUGAUAAGAUUUUUGCUACUGGUUCACAAGAUAAAACUGUUAAAAUAUGGUCUGUUGUCGAUGGAAAAUUGCUUGGUACUUGUUCUGGUCACAAACGCGGUGUCUGGUCUGUCCAGUUUUCACCAAUUGAUCAUACUAUAGUAACAAGCUCUGGUGAUAAAACCAUUAAAAUUUGGUCAACAACAGACUUUUCUUGUCUGAAGACCUUUGAAGGUCAUACCAAUACUGUCUUGAAAGCCUUAUUUCUGACAUCUGGAACCCAAUUAAUGUCUUGUGGUUCAGAUGGUCUUCUUAAACUUUGGACAAUUAAGUCCAAUGAAUGUAUUGCUACGUUGGAUAAUCAUACAGAAAAAAUAUGGGCAUUGACAGCACGCAAAGACGAAAAUGUUGUUGCAUCAGGUGGUGCUGAUUCUUUAAUAAAUUUAUGGGAGGAUUGCACCAUUGAAGAAAUGGAGAAACGUGUAAGAGAAGAAGAGGAACAAAUUUUAAAAGAACAGGAUUUGGCAAAUUAUUUGCUAAAGAAGGAUUAUAAAAAUGCAAUUACUCUUGCCAUGUCUUUGAAUCAACCAUUUAGGUUACUGAAUCUUUUUACAGAAAUACUGAAUAACCGGGCUGAAGGAGAUACUAGUAUCACAGGAUCGGAAUCUAUUGAUAAUAUUAUUACUACUCUUUCCAAAGAAGAUAUUGAGCAAAUGCUUAAAUACAUUCGUGAUUGGAACACCAAUGCCAAACAUUUUCGAACCGCGCAAACAAUAUUAAAUGCUAUUUUGAAAAAAUUUUCGUCAGAAGAAUUAUUAGAAGUUAAUGGCAUAAAAGAAUUAUUGGAUGGUUUGUUGCCUUAUACAGAAAGACACUAUCAACGGUUAGAUCGAAUGAUUACCGAUUCAUUUCUCAUUGAUUACACAUUACAUUCAAUGAAUUAG
Dentiscutata erythropus is the source of this 1501-nucleotide messenger RNA. Lineage: Eukaryota; Fungi; Glomeromycota; Glomeromycetes; Diversisporales; Gigasporaceae. The record is from the annotation of a GenBank genome assembly.